CUACGAUGCCGCUAAAACAACAACAAUUUUCCUACUCUUUUCAGUAUUUUUGACAUUUAGAAGCAGGAACAGAGACAUAUUGUACAGGAGAAUAUUGAUCUGGAUUCCUGUGAAUUUGUCAGUUGUUAAAAAUGAGGAGUGAUGUCGAGGCAGGUCAGUGUAUAGUGCACUGCUGUUUGAGGAAUGAUUUCUAUAUGUUGCGUGAUCUUCUCGAUGAAGGUGGAGACCCUAACACCCGUGAUAGACGGGGUCGAACAGGUCUUCACAUCGCUGCAUCGAAGAAUGAUACUGAGAUGAUGCAGGUGUUGUUAGACCAUAAUGCAGAGUUGAAUGUGCUAGACUGCCAAGGGAAUACUGUUAUGCAUUACUGUGGACAUGAGGAGAGCAUACAACUUCUGGUGGAUUACGCUGCUGGUUCCCAGGUCCAUAUGAAGAACUUUGGGGGUGCCACACCUGUUACUCUAGCCAAACGAAGAGGAAUAUCUGACCACAUAAUUGAAAUAUUAGAGAAUUUAAAAAACACAAGUGAACCAAUUCCUGAUAAACGUUACUUUCCUCCACCCGCAGCUCCAGUGGCGCCACCUAGACUUGAACUUCCAGCUCAUCCAGAGCCUGAAGAUCAAGCAGAUCCGCCUAGUGCUUUUGACAAUAUAAAAAAUGCGUGGUUUGAAUUCUGUACAGACUUAGGACCAGAGAAGUUGGCAUGUUUAUUAGUACUGGCAGUGUUUGUGUCGCUGUAUGUCGCAUAUGCUGUAUCAACAUAUUCUAAAAGACUUGUGCAAGAUACAAGAAUUCCUGUUCCUGUAUCGGAUGAUAAUUUCAGUGAACAUAUAGAGCUUUGAAUAUUAUUAAAUUUAAUAGAGAGGGGUACAUUUUUUGUAAUUCUGUGAUGUAGGAAAUGUUGUGCAUUUGACAUGAAGAUUUUCAAUUCAAUUAUAUACCAGUCCAGACAAUCUACCUUCAAAUUACUGGGUGUCCCAAAAAAUUAUACCCAAUUGAAACAGGAAUAUCUCUUUUUUCCUUCAUCGAAAAAAGCUGAACUUUUAACAUGGUAAAGAGAAUCCAUUUUUUAAUAAGCAGUAAAAAGUUUAUAGGGAAUAUUACUUACUGAGAACUUCUAGAGACAUUUUAGAAGACAAUUAUACUCAAAAUGAUCUCCAUCAUGAUUGUUGACGAGCAUGUGAACAUUAUUCCAAACAUGAGAAAUAAUAUAAUUAUAACUUUCGGGACACCCAGUAAUUAAUAUAUAAUAGCCUGAUGUGAUCAAAGUUUUAUUUAUAACAGUAAUGGCUGUGCCUGUAUCACCAUAAUUCUUGUUAUUAUCUCACAGUGUCUAACUACGAUAUAUUAUAAAACAAGUAUUUACAGUUAACAAUUUUAACAUUUUAAAACAUAUUACGAGAGUUUCUCGUAAUGACACCAUGCAAAGUAAGGCUUAAUUCCAGGUAUGUUGCUCUCAAAUAAAUGCCCAUGGGCAGUUUAUAUCUUAGGUCCAUCAAUACAAGAAACUCUAGUGGUUUGUUUCCUAAUGUUGCUUUUAGGGAGCUCAACGUGAAAGUAGCGACUUUAGCAUAUACAGUGCGACCAAACUGAGGAGAAUUCUGUUUUGGGGUAAUAGCAAAAUUUGUGUGUGUGAUCCCAUCAUUUAUACCCCAUUAUUUAUAUUUCAAACCAAAAAAUGGUUGCAUGACUGGAAAUUGCAAAGCAUAGAUGCAUUUAUUUGACCAGAAGUAAUUUGGAAUUUGAAAUUGUACUGCUGUUAGUUUUUUGGCUCACAUGGAAUUGCCCACUUGUCAGUCAGUCUGCUAGUGAGCCAUGUUUGGCUAAUAGAUCUAUUUAAUGGUGGUUCAUACUAAUAAUUUACACCAUAAGUCCUGGCUUUGUUUGCCUUGUUUUGAAGAAAUCAGCUUUUCACCAUGUGAGGCUAAAAGGUGCCAUUUUUGAAG
Molecule: messenger RNA, 1946 nt
Organism: Owenia fusiformis
Lineage: Eukaryota; Metazoa; Annelida; Polychaeta; Sabellida; Oweniidae
Source: the annotation of a GenBank genome assembly